GUGAGCUCUGUAGUGUAGUUAAUGUAGAUACCUAACGUUCCAUCUUCUAGCGCUUCCGGGAAGCCACAAAAUAAGUACGAUAUGCUCCAGUUAUCAUUACCAGCUCUCCGUCGGUUUGUUGAGGAUCCUUUACCACUCUCGACUAGACGGUUCUCCGUUGCUUUUCUCAUCAAGAAGGUUUAAGCAAAAUAUUUUUUGGCUCGCUGGAACUGAAUAAGAGAAAUGCUCCUCACCUCGGCACAGGUAUCUCUGGCCGUUUCGUCCGGUAUUAUCUUUCUCUGCACUGCCGCCCUGUUCCUCAGCGGCUACGUCAUCCAGCAGCGCACCCUCCGCGACCUCCGUGCCGCGAUCAAGCCGCCGCCCCGCCCGUCCCCCAACAUCUUCCUCCCCGACCGCUUGAAGCACUCGGCGACAGAGCUGCCGGACGGGACCGUCGUAGUGCUCCGCGAUGGCCAAGGUCACGGCCAGGGCGACCGCCACGGCGACGGGGAGGGCGCAAAGCGGGGGAGGAGACCCCUGAUUGUCGAGGUCAAGCCCACGCGGCCGCACAGCGACGACGGGGGGGAACCGGAGCCUCUGGCGGAUGGGCAGGGGCAGCAGCCGGCCAAGACGGCCGAGGCAAAGAGCAAAGACGGGGAGCCGGGAGAGCAGGGAGGCGGCGAGGGAGGCACAACCCGGGCUCCCGCCGACGCCGACCCCGACAGGGGGCCGGAUGAGCGGCAGAAGCCCAUGAGUAGGGCAGAGAGGCGGCGGCGUAUCAGGGCAGAGAUCAUGAGGAUGUCCCGGGGCCAGCAGCAGCAGCAGCAGCAGCAGCAGCAGCAGCAGCGCGGUUACUACCGGCGGCGGUUCUGGUGAGGCAACCACACGGGUUAUGAUGUUUGAUGAGACGAGUUAUGUACUGCAUGUGGAAACAAGCCUUUCUUUUCUCUCUUUUUUCUUUUGGAUAUGUAUUUCUCAGAUGAUUUUCCGAUGCCUGGUGGCAAUCUCCAAGACAGCAUGGACGUGGAAUGGAGAUCAUCAUGGUGCGGGUUUGUCGAGUCUGGGCGUUCUUUCGGUCUUGAAGGGUGACUGAUAUUUUGAGAGAGGACUAUGUAACGACAAAAAACAUUGCCGUGCAAUUAGCUAUGAUCUUC
Thermothelomyces thermophilus ATCC 42464 is the source of this 1133-nucleotide messenger RNA. RefSeq lists its product as uncharacterized. Lineage: Eukaryota; Fungi; Ascomycota; Sordariomycetes; Sordariales; Chaetomiaceae. The transcript is spliced from 2 exons. The record is from RefSeq and is a predicted model, not a curated record. The coding region runs from base 223 to 855 and encodes 210 amino acids.